ACAAGUGUUUUUAUUUUGUCAUAAUACAUUUAUUGUAUAUUUUAUAAAAAAAUAUAAUUGUUAUUAUAAUGGAGAAAUCAUCAGAUGUAUUUGCAUGGACUCGUAAAUUGGGAUGUCCGCCAGCAAUAUGCAAUAAUUCAGUUAAAAAGGCUUUAUACACAGGACUUGCUGCUUUUGUUUGGGAUGAGUUAUCUGAAGUUAUCUAUCCUGCUGAUGAAGCAAAGACGAUACAUAAAAAUAUUCUUCUACAUCAUUUAAAACAUGGAACACCUGAUAAGAUUAUUGAAUGUAUAAAAAAAAUAUCUCAGAUAAAAUCUGAUAGAAAGAAUUUACAAAAUCAAAUAACUAAAUUAGAAGAGGAGUAUGAACAACUGGAUUUUAAAGUUAGACAAAAAGCUAAAAAGUUGCAAGAUAUUAGAUCCAAACGUGCAGAAGCAAGAGCAAAAAAAGAUCUAUUUAAGUUAAAGCAUGAUCAAACUGCUACGCAGCUUCGUGAUUGUAAUGAUAUGAAAUUAGUUUGCCAACAUUUAAUGCCAAGUACUGGUAAAGAUUUAGAUCCUAAAGUACUGAUGGAAGUUUUUGAUGUAGUAACAAGUCUUUGGGCUGGAGCAGGCAAAAAAGAAGUGUGGAAUACAGUGUCAAGUAAUCUUGAUCAUAUUGAAGUGCCAACAUUGUGGCAUCACUUGUAUGAAAAUUUGACACAAGAUGUGGAUUUGUUAAUUCAGUAUACAUCUACAAAACCUAUAGAUACAAAUAAAAAAGAUAUAAAUAUUGGUAUUGCUAAAAUACAUGGACAGCAUAUUUCUAUGGUUUCAAAACAAUUACUAUAUAAUGCUGAAGCAAAAGAACAUCAGCAAAAUGUUUUAGAAUUUAUAGAAAAGUUUGAGAUGGCUUCAAAUAGUUCUGAGGACAUUAGUGAAUGGUUAGCAUUAGCAUUGGAAGUCUGUAAAUUAGAAAGUGAAGAAAAAACUUUACAUGAAGAAAUUAACAAAAUUCGCGGAAGUCUAUGUAGAAGUGAUAUACUUAAAGCUGAGAUAUCUGAAAUUACUUCGGAAAUACAAAAUGUUAAUGAAGAAAGAAUGGAAUGUGUGCAAGAAAUACAACAAUCGUUAAGUCUUUUGAAAUCUGCACCGACAUUUCUUAUGAAUGUAAAUAAAAAAAUAAACUUAGAAUUAGAAAAAAUAGUAGCAAUACGGAAUAACGAUUAUGAUCUUUCAGUGUUAGAUAAUGAUUUAACUACUGAAUUAGAUAUAUUUCAUGAAGGCUUCGAUCUAAAUGCAUUAAGAAAAGUUAUGUUGAAAGGAGAUGUUGGGAUUUAUAGAUAUACAAAAAGUUGCUUAAGUGAAGCUUCUAUUUCAGUUACCACUCCUCAACUUUCAAAUAUUAUGACUCAUUUUCCAACACUUCAAAUUCCAAUUUAUACAUUACUAGAUUGUUAUAAGAAUUUAGUUUCAAUGUUAAUAUAUGGAAGAUUUGAGAACUUAGAAAUUGAGGAGGAACCAGAGCCAUUACAGUUACCAACAUUAAUAAAUAGGGAAAAUAAUUACAAUACAGUUGAAUUAUUGAACUUAUCAAAAGUAUAUAACACAAAAACAAAAGCAGAAAUUGAGGAGUUCAAUGAGAUAAUGAAUGCCUGGAGAAAUCAAACAGUUGAAAAAGUAAUGGAAAUUGUUGACAAAACAGUAGAUGAUGCAACUUUUUCUCAGUGGAUAAAACGUUAUGAUUUAGUAUUAUACAUGUUACAAUGUCCUACAUAAUGUACUAUAUCAUUUCCAUUUUGUAUAUUAAAAAUUUGUAUAUCAAAUUUAUAAUUUUUUAAUAAAUUAAAGUUUAGUACAAA
Megachile rotundata (alfalfa leafcutting bee) is the source of this 1840-nucleotide messenger RNA. RefSeq lists its product as uncharacterized. The record is from RefSeq and is a predicted model, not a curated record. NCBI's taxonomy places the organism in Eukaryota, Metazoa, Arthropoda, Insecta, Hymenoptera, Megachilidae.